Alosa alosa (allis shad) is the source of this 2095-nucleotide messenger RNA. It is a transcript of the gene cacnb4b, whose product is annotated as calcium channel, voltage-dependent, beta 4b subunit. Gene Ontology annotation, molecular function: high voltage-gated calcium channel activity; protein binding. The record is from RefSeq and is a predicted model, not a curated record. Gene Ontology annotation, cellular component: voltage-gated calcium channel complex. Gene Ontology annotation, biological process: neuromuscular junction development; regulation of voltage-gated calcium channel activity; chemical synaptic transmission. Bases 608 to 2086 code for a protein of 492 amino acids. NCBI's taxonomy places the organism in Eukaryota, Metazoa, Chordata, Actinopteri, Clupeiformes, Clupeidae. The transcript is spliced from 13 exons.
UGCGUGCGGUGCGUUGCCUUUGCGUUGCGUUUUGGCGCGUGUGCCGUGCCGUGCCGUGCCGUGCCGUGUCGUGUGUGUGUGUGUGUGCGCGCGCGCGUGUGUGUGUGUGCGUCUGUGUGCAUCAGGAAGCGCUGGUUGCUGAUAGAAUGCCACAGCCGUGUGGAGACUCUCCCUGCUGGACGAUGUGAGGCGUCGCUGGGCUGCCGACACCGACACACACACCGCUCCUCUCCGCACUGCUCCUCUCUCGUCCUCUCCGCUCCUCUCCGACGCAGCAGCAGGGCCUGGGAACAACGGCUCACGCGCUCUCGUUCGCUCUCGCUCUCUCUCUCCCUCGCUCCCUCUCUCUCUCACUCCAUAGAGGGGCACAUUUUUUCCCUGUAUUUUAACUCCGUUUUUUUUCGCAGGGGAGAGAGGGGUUUGUCAUUCUCUGCCUCCCUCCUCCCCUCCUCCUCCCUACAUCCAUCCAUUUUUCUCCUCUCGGUGGUGGUGGUGGCGGCCUCCUCCUCCUCUUCUCCUCCUCCCCCUCCUCCUCCUCCACCUCUCCUCGGCUCUCCUUUUUUUUCCUCUAUUCUUCCUGAGGGGCGCGUUGGAAGAGGAAACCUCCAUGUAUGACAAUUUGUACCUGCAUGGCUUUGAAGACUCGGAGGCGGGCUCAGCGGAUUCCUACACUAGCAGACCGUCGGACUCUGAUGUGUCGCUGGAGGAAGAGAAGCUGGAGUCGGGUGGAGGAGGGAGUCAGGGCCGCCAGGAGAGGGAGCAGCAGGCCGCCACACAGCUGGAGAGGGCAAAGACCAAAGCUGUGGCCUUUGCUGUGAAGACCAAUGUCAGUUACUGUGGGGCUCUGGAUGAGGAUGUACCAGUGCCAGGGACUGCCAUCUCUUUUGAUGCUAAGGACUUCCUGCACAUAAAAGAGAAGUACAACAAUGACUGGUGGAUCGGGCGACUGGUGAAGGAGGGCUGUGAGAUCGGCUUCAUCCCCAGCCCUCUGAAGCUGGAGAACUUACGCACCCAGCAGGAGCAGAAAAAGAGCCGCAUCCAAGGUAAGUCCAGCGGAAGCUCCUCCUCCAGUCUGGGAGAUGUGAUGUCAUCAGGAAAGCAGAAACAGAAAGUGACGGAGCACGUGGCCCCCUAUGACGUGGUGCCCUCCAUGAGACCCGUGGUCCUUGUUGGACCCUCCUUAAAAGGCUAUGAGGUGACAGACAUGAUGCAGAAAGCUCUCUUCGACUUCCUGAAGCAUCGCUUUGAUGGCAGGAUAUCUAUCACCCGCGUGACAGCAGACAUAUCUUUGGCUAAGAGAUCCGUGCUGAACAACCCCAGCAAGAGAGCCAUCAUCGAACGCUCCAACACCAGAUCCAGCCUUGCGGAAGUUCAGAGCGAGAUUGAACGUAUCUUUGAGCUGGCGCGCUCACUUCAGCUGGUCAUUCUGGACGCUGACACCAUCAACCACCCAGCUCAGCUGAUGAAGACGUCCCUCGCCCCCAUUAUUGUCCAUGUCAAAGUGUCCUCGCCAAAGGUGCUGCAGCGGCUCGUUAAGUCCAGGGGGAAAUCUCAGAGCAAACACCUGAAUGUCCAGCUGGUGGCAGCAGACAAACUGGCCCAGUGUCCUCCGGAGAUGUUUGACAUCAUCCUGGAUGAGAACCAGCUGGAGGAUGCGUGUGAGCACCUGGCGGAGUACCUGGAGGCCUACUGGAAGGCCACACACACCUCCAGCAGCACCCCCCUCAACCCCCUGCUGGGCCGCAACCUGGGGCCCACGGCACUCGCACCCUACCCCUCCACCAUCUCUGGCCUGCAGCAGGGCCAGCAGAGGACGCGGCAUAGCAACCACAGCGCCACCGACCACUCCACGGCCAACGAGCGCCGCAACCUGAUGACCACCGACGAGAACUACCACAACGAGCGCGCUCACAAGGGCCGGGGGCCACGCUCGGCCUCCCAGCAGCAGCAGCAGCAGCACGGGGGUCGCGACCCCUACACCCUCGCCGAGCAGGGCUACCAGGACCCCUACCAGGACACCUACAAGCCUCACCGCAACCGCGGCUCCCCCGGAGGCUACAGCCAGGACUCCAGGCAUCGCCUCUAAGCUGGGGGG